Venustampulla echinocandica is the source of this 4389-nucleotide messenger RNA. RefSeq names its product putative calcium P-type ATPase NCA-2. Bases 1 to 4389 code for a protein of 1462 amino acids. Lineage: Eukaryota; Fungi; Ascomycota; Leotiomycetes; Helotiales; Pleuroascaceae. Gene Ontology annotation, cellular component: intracellular membrane-bounded organelle; membrane. Gene Ontology annotation, biological process: intracellular calcium ion homeostasis; calcium ion transmembrane transport. Gene Ontology annotation, molecular function: ATP hydrolysis activity; P-type calcium transporter activity; ATP binding. The record is from RefSeq and is a predicted model, not a curated record. The transcript has 3 exons.
AUGACAGCUCCUGAAGGCGAAUCGCCAUCGCCAUCACCGUCACCAAGUCCCGGUGGCCGAAGACAAAGAGCACCUACAAUUACGAUCGAUACUUCGGCGGUCAAUAACCCAAAUUUGCCGCAAGAUAUGGAAAGCGAUGCCGUUGCUUUGCAACACCUAUCAAGCUCGCCGACGGCCAUCCAGGUCGAGGAGGCGAGUCCUCCAAUGAAUGAGGGACCGGUAAACCCACCCAACAAUUUCCCACGUCAGGCCAGCCACUCCAGUCACGCCAGCCAGGCAAGCCGGAUAUCUAUACCAGAACUUCGAGCGUCGAACUCUUUUGAGAGCAGGGACCGGGACAGCCGGCCGACUUCACCGCACCAUGUCUCGUCGCCAGCGUCGAGAGGCGGCGAUAAAGCAACUGGGUUUUUGGCGGUACCCGGGUUGAGAUCACGACAAAACUCAAUUGAGUCCGACGAUGGAAACCAUGCGAACACGAAUUAUAGCGGAGACACGCUGGCGAAUAGCUCCCAGGCGGAUAAGGAUAGAGCUAAGAAUGCUCUAGGGAACAAUGAUGUUACGAAUGAUCCGGACGCGUUAACCCCCGACCCCGGGACCGAAGAGGAUUUCCAGCCGGUGGACAACAGCUUUGCCUUUUCCCAGGGGCAGCUGAACAAGUUAAUAAACCCCAAGAGUUUAUCGGCCUUCUACGCGCUGGGCGGGCCGCUUGGACUAGAAAAGGGAUUACGAACGAAUCUGAAAGCUGGGUUGAGCAUGGAUGAGGGAGACCUAGAUGGGGUCGUCACUUUCGAAGAAGCAACAGCUGCCGCUCAGCAGGCGGCAGCGACUGGCAAUGACGACUCGAAGUCACCUCUAGCACGGAUAGAAUCGAAAGAUUCGCAUACCUCGGCGCGCAGACGAUCGCCGGCAUCCGAUGAGGCAUUCUUCGAUCGAAAACGUAUCUACAGUGAUAAUCGACUCCCGGUCAAGAAGGGCAAGAGUUUACUGCAGCUCAUGUGGAUUACCUACAACGACAAGGUGCUGAUGCUACUUUCUAUCGCCGCAGUGAUUUCAUUGGCCAUUGGUUUAUACCAGACGUUUGGAACUGCGCAUGAUGCCGAGCAUCCACCAAUCGAGUGGGUUGAAGGAGUUGCGAUUAUCGUGGCUAUCUUGAUUGUGGUAAUUGUCGGCUCUCUGAACGACUACCAGAAGGAGCGGCAGUUUGUGAAAUUGAACAAGAAGAAACAGGAUCGAGACGUCAAUGUUAUCCGAUCGGGCACAACUCGGGAGAUAUCCGUUUUUGAUAUCUUAGUCGGAGACGUAAUGACCUUGACACCAGGAGAUAUGAUACCCGUGGACGGGAUAUUUAUCGAUGGCCACAAUAUCAAAUGCGAUGAAUCUCAAACAACCGGAGAAUCUGAUCUGAUCCGAAAAACCCCAGCCCAUGCGGUUUACUCGGCCAUCGAAAACCAUGAUAACCUCCGGAAACUCGAUCCAUUUAUUCUCUCCGGCGCCCAAGUCACUGAGGGAGUUGGUACAUUUGUGGUUACGGCCACCGGCGUCAAUUCGAGCUACGGAAAGACACUGAUGUCUCUACGAGAAGACCCAGAAGUUACUCCUCUACAAUCUAAAUUGAAUCGUCUAGCAACUUAUAUCGCUAAAUUGGGCGCUGCCGCGGGUGGCCUCCUUUUUAUUGUUCUCUUCAUCGAAUUUCUUGUCCGCUUGCCUCAUAAUCACUCUACACCUACUGAAAAAGGGCAAUCUUUUCUCAACAUAUUCAUCGUCACUGUUACCAUCAUUGUCGUCGCUGUCCCUGAGGGCUUACCCCUGGCUGUUACACUGGCACUGGCGUUUGCCACAACAAGGAUGUUGAAGGAUAACAAUCUCGUGCGGCAUCUCAAAGCUUGCGAGGUUAUGGGUAAUGCGACCACCAUCUGCUCUGAUAAGACUGGAACCUUGACCGAAAAUAAGAUGACUGUUGUUGCCGGAACACUGGGCACGACUUCACGCUUCGGCGGAACCGUGGACACCUCCGAUGCGGACUCUACAAAUGGGAAAGGCAAACAGACACAGAAUACAGUGGUUGAGAAUGUCCCGGCUCAAGAAGUCGUCGCUGCCCUACACCCUGGGGUCAAGAUGAUGCUAUUGCAAUCCAUCGCCAUCAACUCUACCGCCUUCGAGGGGGAUGUUGACGGAGUUCAUACAUUCAUCGGAUCCAAGACAGAGACUGCGCUUCUCGAGUUUUCGAAAGAGCUCCUCGGCAUGGGGCCCGUUGAUGAAGAACGAUCGAAUGGAAACAUUGUACAACUCAUUCCUUUCGAUUCAGGCCGCAAGUGUAUGGGAGUUGUUGUACGCCUGGACAAGAAUAAAUAUCGACUCUACGUCAAGGGAGCAUCAGAAAUCCUUCUCGAGAAGUGUUCAAGCGUCAUCCGGGAUCCCACCAAGGAACCUGCCAGUUCUACAAUGACACCGGACAAUCGCCAAACGUUACUUAGCUUAAUUGAUAACUACGCCUCUCGCUCCCUCCGAACAAUUGCCAUGGUAUAUCGCGACUUCGAUAGAUGGCCGGCGAAGGGGGCCCGCACUGUCGAAGGUGAACGAACCGAGGUUGUCUUUGAAGAUGUUUUCAAGAACAUGGUGCUUUUGGGCAUUGUGGGUAUCCAAGACCCUCUGCGCCAGGGUGUUUCCGAAGCCGUGAAGACAUGCCAGAAUGCUGGCGUAGUUGUCCGCAUGGUUACUGGAGAUAACUUAAUCACCGCGAAGGCUAUUGCAACCGAGUGUGGGAUCUAUACCGCCGGUGGUGUUGUUAUGGAAGGCCCUGCGUUCCGCAAGCUGAGCGCCGCAAAGAUGGAUCAAAUCAUUCCACGCCUCCAGGUCCUUGCCCGCUCUAGCCCGGAAGAUAAGCGUAUCCUUGUCAAGCGCCUCAAGGAGCUUGGGGAGACCGUUGCUGUUACCGGUGACGGAACUAAUGAUGCACCCGCUCUCAAGACUGCCGAUGUUGGAUUCUCUAUGGGUAUCGCUGGUACGGAGGUUGCUAAGGAGGCUUCGGCCAUUAUCCUCAUGGACGACAACUUCAACUCUAUCGUAAAGGCUAUGAUGUGGGGGCGAGCGGUUAAUGACGCUGUGAAGAAGUUUUUGCAGUUUCAAGUCACGGUCAAUAUUACCGCGGUUCUGCUUACCUUCAUUACCGCAGUUGCUAGCGGAUCUGAACAAUCUGUCUUGACAGCUGUCCAACUGCUUUGGGUCAAUCUUAUUAUGGAUACUAUGGCUGCACUUGCACUGGCUACGGAUCCUCCAAUGCCAAGUAUCUUGGACCGGAAACCAGACCCCAAAUCAGCCCCUCUCAUUAGCAUUACAAUGUGGAAGAUGAUUAUUGGAGAAGCAAUUUAUCAGCUCGCCAUCACCCUUCUUCUUCACUUUGGUGCGAAAUCGAUUCUCUCCUAUACAUCUCCUCGGGAGCUGAACCAGGUGCCAACCCUUGUCUUCAACACCUUUGUGUGGAUGCAAAUUUUCAACCAAUGGAACAAUCGUCGUCUUGAUAACAAAUUCAACAUCUUUGAGGGCAUUACACGAAAUUGGUUCUUUAUUGGUAUAAAUGUUGUCAUGGUUGGAGGACAGGUCAUGAUCAUCUUCGUUGGUGGCAAAGCAUUCAACGUUGUGCAGCUGAAUGCUGCUCAAUGGGCCUACUCCGUCGUCCUCGGGUUCCUUUCUAUCCCCGUUGGUGCUGUCAUCCGCCUUGUUCCCGAUGAAUUAAUCCUAAGGCUGAUUCCGGACUAUAUCAAGAAUAGGCCAAAGGGCCCGGAACUGACCAUAUCCGACGAGGAGGAGCAAUUCCGUUUCCCCAAACCUUUAGCCGAUGUCAAAGAAGAACUAAGCUUCCUCAAGAAGGUCAAAGGUGGUCGUUUGAAUAAUCUCAAGUUCGCAAUCGAACAGACCCGCGAUCAUAUCCUGCCACGUUCCAGGAGCGGUUCUCGUUCUCGAAGCAACUCGAUUCCUCAUACCCCAAAUAACGAACCUCAACGUGAAGAUGAGCUUGGCAACCCACCCCCUACUCCCGAGUCCCGAAAACGUGGCCGGACCAACCGAUCUCGUUCUAACUCAGCAUUGGGAGCCACGACCGUCAUGGCAGGUAUUAUUGCCGGCAGUGUUGCUGGAUGGUCUCCCAUUGAGCGUAACUACAGCGAUGGGGAUUCUAUUGGAUUCUCGCGCCAUAAUGCCCGUGCGGAGUUGGAAUCCAGAGAUGAUGUCGAGACCCAUCCUGGUACAAACCCUCAAGAUCCGAUUAUCACAGAAGAUCCUCGGGGACUUAGUGUGCCACCAAGUCAAGUGGAGGAUGUUACUCCUGCCACGACUUCAGGUUCUAGCCCACCUCAGUCGCCACCUCAACCAAGCGGAAAAUCAACUUCAUAA